AUGCUCUCACAACUCAAACGCCGAUUUUCCCGACGCAGCAAGAUCCACGGAGAAGACGACGACUUCCCCAUGAGCCUCUCGAACAGCAACAGCGCCAGCUCCCUGCCCCCCGUGGACGAGCACAACGCCUGCGAGUACCUGGAUACGGCGCUCACGGUCUUUGUCAUCGGCGCGUCCGGCGACCUGGCCAAGAAGAAGACGUACCCUUCACUCUUCGCGCUCUACACCAUGGGCUACUUGCCCGAGCACGUCGUCAUCGUGGGCUACGCACGCAGCGCCAAGAGCGACGAGGACUUCCGCACGCAGAUCGCAGCGUGGAUCAAGCCCAAGACGCCCGAGGGCGAGACCCGUAAGACCGCCUUCCUCUCCAAGUGCAUCUACCGCAGCGGCAACUACGACUCGGCCGAGGACGUGGGCAAGGUGAGCAAGGAAAUGGAGGCGCUCGAGGAGGCCCAAGGCUCGCCUGUGGCCAACCGCCUCUUCUACUUCGCCAUCCCGCCCACUGUGUUCGUGCCUAUUGGCACCAGCAUCAAGAAAGCGGCGCUCACCACUCGCGGCUGGAACCGCCUCAUUGUGGAGAAACCUUUCGGCCACGACCUCGACUCGUUCGACAAGCUGUCGAAGGACAUGGGCGCGCUCUACGGAGAAGACGAGAUCUACCGCAUCGACCACUACCUCGGCAAAGAGAUGGUGCAGAACCUGCUCGUGUUGCGCUUCGGCAACGCCAUCUUCGAGCCCAUCUGGAACCGCAACUACGUCUCCAGUGUGACCAUCACCUUCAAGGAGGACAUUGGCACUCAAGGCCGCGGUGGCUACUUCGACUCGUUCGGUAUCAUCCGUGACGUCAUGCAGAACCAUCUGCUCCAGGUGCUGUCGCUCAUUGCCAUGGAGCCGCCGGUGCUCGCUGCCGGAAAGGACUACUCCAACUACAUCCGCGAUGAGAAGGUCAAGGUGCUCAACUGUAUUGAGCCUAUCAAGCUGGAGAACACUGUGCUAGGCCAAUACCAGGGCGACAAGUCUCGUAAUGAGCCGGGCUACCUCGAAGACCCGACUGUGCCCAAGGGAUCAGUGACGCCCACGUUCGCCACGACGGUCAUGUGGGUGAACAACUCGCGCUGGUCUGGUGUUCCAUUCAUCAUGAAGGCUGGCAAGGCUCUGAACGAGCGCAAGGGUGAGAUCCGCGUGCAGUUCCGUCCGCCUCCUGGAGCGGAGCACAUGUUCCCGGGUGUCAAAAUCCCCGUGCAGGAACUGGUGCUGCGUUUGCAGCCGGAGGAGGCUGUGUACAUGAAGAUGAACGUGAAGAGCCCCGGUCUGCAGACCCAGGCGAUCUCGAGCGAGCUGGACCUGUCCUACGCCGAGCGCUACGAAGGCGCAGAGGUUCCGGACGCGUACACUCGUUUGAUCCUGGACGUGCUGCGUGGUAAGCAGGCUGCUUUCGUUCGUGACGACGAGCUGCGUGCUGCCUGGAAGAUCUUCACGCCGCUGCUGAACGAGAUCGAGGGCCAGAAGGUGAAGCCGCUGCCGUAUGCGUUCGGCUCGCGUGGUCCCAAGGAGAGCGACGAUCUGGUGAACAGGGUGGGCUUCCAAUACCACCACGGAGCGUACCAGUGGCAGCCCCGUUCGCGCACCACCAGUGCGCUCUAA
Phytophthora megakarya is the source of this 1644-nucleotide messenger RNA. The record is from the annotation of a GenBank genome assembly. NCBI's taxonomy places the organism in Eukaryota, Oomycota, Peronosporomycetes, Peronosporales, Peronosporaceae.